UCGGAAUGCUUGAAAUGUCCAAUAUGCGCACCGAGAUGGGUACAGACACACCCUAAAUUGGCGCACUUAAGUUUCGUUUCCCAAAAAAUUCUAGGCACUGCAUUAUAUAACCCUGACCCAGUCUUUUCCCCUGCAGUCACUGAGGAACCAUGGGACUUCUUACCAUUAUUGCGGUCACAGCAGCAGGAGCAGGGGGAGCGGUGGUCUUGGCUCCACUUGCCCUAGGAUUUGUAGGGUUUACCGCCGCUGGCAUCGCCGCAAACUCUGUUGCAGCCGGCAUGAUGGCAUCGGCAGCCACUGCAGGUAGCGGUGGUGUGUUGACUGGAAGCACCGUUGCUGUUCUGCAGUCGGCAGGUGCAGCAGGGUUAGCUGGGUCUACAACCGCAGUUGGCUGGUGUUGGAGGAGCAGUGGGAUGGCUCACCGCUACAGCAGCUGCACUUAUCUGAUGAUCCAAUAUUGAUGAUUGAUAGCGGUCUUGGGACAGCUCUCUUGUCAAAGACAAUUUUAAUCACAAAGAUCA
Salvelinus sp. IW2-2015 is the source of this 521-nucleotide messenger RNA. RefSeq names its product interferon alpha-inducible protein 27-like protein 2A. Lineage: Eukaryota; Metazoa; Chordata; Actinopteri; Salmoniformes; Salmonidae. Gene Ontology annotation, cellular component: mitochondrion; membrane. Gene Ontology annotation, biological process: apoptotic signaling pathway. The record is from RefSeq and is a predicted model, not a curated record.